Aureobasidium melanogenum CBS 110374 is the source of this 1689-nucleotide messenger RNA. RefSeq lists its product as uncharacterized. The transcript is spliced from 2 exons. The coding region runs from base 1 to 1689 and encodes 562 amino acids. NCBI's taxonomy places the organism in Eukaryota, Fungi, Ascomycota, Dothideomycetes, Dothideales, Saccotheciaceae. Gene Ontology annotation, biological process: inner mitochondrial membrane organization. Gene Ontology annotation, cellular component: mitochondrial inner membrane. The record is from RefSeq and is a predicted model, not a curated record.
AUGAGCACACCAACACCGCCGUAUGCAUUGCUACGCAACAUCGUCGCCUCCGCGAGAUCAAGCUCCGUCAUAAUCCACCCAUCCGCGACCCGGUGUCGACCUUCAUUCUCAAGGUUAUACCCUCCAGCCAAGGACUUAUGGAUCAGCAAGAGGCAAUGGAGUUCUUCAGCAUGGAGGGCUGCAUCUACACCAGGACGUGAUGAUCCCGAAGCCAAAGACGACGAGACGAAAGCUGCCGAGCCUCAAAAGCCAGAUGAGAGGUUCUACAUGCCACCACCGCCCGAGCAUAUCCAGCAAAGAAUCGAUGCAGCUAUUCUUGAUGCCGCAAGAGCCUCCCGGCCCACUCCUCCUCCACGUGAACCGGUACCCGAGGUGAAGCCUGCGCCUGUAGUGGAGGAGCAACCUGCUGAACCAGCUCCUACAACCACUACCCCGGAAACAUUGGAACAAACACCAAAGGAAGAUUCCCUUGAAGAGGAGCGCCCAAAGACAGAAGCAGAGGUCGUUGCCGAAAAGGUUGUGAAAGAGGAAGCAAAGGCUGAAGAGGCACUGCCUUCAAAACAUCAAGAGCAGAGAUGGCACUUGUCAAAGCGUGUACAAGAACGUAUGGACGAAUUGCUCGCGAAAGCCGCAGUCGUCAGUCACAAAGUCAACAACUACACCGGUACUGACUACUCUGGCAUUGAACGCCUACGUCGCGACAUUAUCGACCAAGAACAAAUAGUCAAGGCCGCCCACGCCGAGGUCAACGCCGCAAAGGUCGCAUACACAACAUCCUACAGUCAGCAAGCCGCUUCGCAAAAGGAGGUUGUUGGCCUUCUCGAACGCAAACACUCAUGGGCAGCCGCCGAUCUCGAACGCUACAUGUCUCUCAUCCGCUCCGAACACCUGAACGAACAAGCCGUGCAGGCCGCGAAAGAGCACCUUGCCAACGCCGAACGCGAUCUCGAGGACGCUAGAGCAAAGCUGGAGAAAAAGGAACGCAAGCAAUAUCACGAAGAGCAGAUUUGGAGUGACACGAUCCGUCGCAACAGUACCUGGGUGACAUUUGGUCUUAUGGGUCUAAAUAUUUUCUUGCUACUGGCCAACUUGAUCAUCUUCGAGCCUUGGAGAAGAAGAAGGAUUGUCAGAGAAAUCAAAACUGCUCUUGAUGAGAAGACGACUAUGACACCAUCCUUGGCUUCUGCUGUCGAGGCCGAAGUUGACAAGGCCAUCGAGCCUGUUGGACAACCUUUGGAGAAGAUUGAAGAGCAAGUCGUCAAAACCAUGGAGGCAACUGCAGAAGUCAAGCACGAGACGACCACUGAGGUUGUCCCUGACGUACAGCCCGAAGCCAUGGCCGAGAGCGAAGUAGCGGUCGGCGAGACAACACUCGCAGCUGGACAGGUUUUGCCAGAAGAAGCUGUUGAAAUCAACGGUCCGAGUGUAGAGGUUACCGAGACUGCAGAAAACCUAGUCGAUGAGCCGAUCCAACGAUCGGAACCCGAGAACUGGGAAGAGAGACUUGCCCUCUGGAAGGAAAUCUUGUCUGCCAAGUUGGCCCUUUACAAAGCCAAGCUACAAGAUCUGUUUUCCGACCGUCAAGUCACAGUCAAAAGAAUCGACGUGACGACGAUAGCGCUCGAGGGUGCUGCAGCUGGUGUGGCAGUAGUCGGACUCCUGUGGGCGCUGCUCAACGCUCGAUCAUGA